Messenger RNA from Larimichthys crocea (large yellow croaker), 6098 nucleotides. It is a transcript of the gene znf148, whose product is annotated as zinc finger protein 148. Gene Ontology annotation, biological process: regulation of transcription by RNA polymerase II. NCBI's taxonomy places the organism in Eukaryota, Metazoa, Chordata, Actinopteri, Sciaenidae. Gene Ontology annotation, molecular function: DNA-binding transcription factor activity, RNA polymerase II-specific; RNA polymerase II cis-regulatory region sequence-specific DNA binding. The record is from RefSeq and is a predicted model, not a curated record. The transcript has 7 exons. The coding region runs from base 73 to 2676 and encodes 867 amino acids.
GGGAACAUCAGCAGCAGCAGCAGUGAUUAAGAGCGCGCCCGCACCGUGACACUGACCCGAUCCGGCCGCUAGAUGGCGACAGAUAGAAAUCCUCAUGCCUUCAUGAAGUGUGAUGGUGUAUUCGAUUAUUCCGCACACCAUCGUUACACUGUAGCCUUGCAUAACAAUCAUGACAGCUAUACGGGUUUAAGACGCAUAGCAGACUCAACAUCUAGUCUAUGUAAGAUGAACACUGAGGACAAGCUGGAGGGUAUGCUGCUGAAGUGCAGCAGCGGCGGAGGGAUAGAGAAUAGAGUCGGGCUGGUCAGCGGCGGAGGGCUGGUGGUGAUGACCCUCGGGGAGCGAUCGCUGGCGAACCACCCUCUGCUAGCCGAGGACGACGACGACGACGAAGACGAGGAUGAGGACUUGACCGAGAGCUCGUUGGUGACACACGACCUGGUCCCUCCGGAGCAACUGAUGAUGCAGGAGGAGAUGACAAAGAAUGGUGCAGGAGGAGGAGGAGAAGAGGAGGGAGGAGGCGAGGUGGGAGUGCAUUUCCCCCUAAAACUCACCAAUAAGUUGCCGUGCUUGCUUCAUAUGCCAUUGAGCAUCAAGCAGGAACUGAAGCUGUCUGAGCCAGCGGUCCAGAUAAAGAAGGACAAAAAAGGAGUGAAAGACCUGAUGGUGUGUCCCAAGAAGAAAAAAAGGAAGCAGCGUUCACCAGCAAAGAUUCUCAGCAUCAAUGAUGAUGGCUCGUUGGGAAUUCAAAACCCCAAGUGUCACGUCUGCGUUCACUGUAAUGCUGCAUUCAGAACCAACUACCAUCUACAGAGGCAUGUCUUCAUUCACACAGGUGAGAAGCCAUUUCAGUGCAGCCAGUGCGAUAUGCGCUUCAUUCAGAAAUAUCUUCUCCAGAGACAUGAGAAAAUCCACACGGGUGAAAAACCUUUCCGCUGUGACGAGUGUGGGAUGAGGUUCAUUCAGAAGUACCACAUGGAAAGACACAAGAGGACUCAUAGCGGGGAGAAGCCCUACCAAUGUGACUACUGUCACCAGUACUUCUCCAGAACAGACCGGGUUUUAAAGCACAGACGAAUGUGUCACGAGAACAGAGAGAGAAAGACCAACAAGGCAGCUGGUAAAGUCGGGCCUUUGCGUGAAGCAGAUUCUUUAGGCCUCCCCUUUCUCGCCAAAGAGUGUUCACUGCCCAAGAAAAAGCGGCAAAAGUGUGCAGACAAGAGUUCAGGCGCUUCCACUGCUGCCCAGACAGAUGGGCACACCGUCGCUGUUGUAGAAACGGAGGAGAAGGGGGAGCAGAGACAGAGUAAAAUUGAAGGUCUACCUCUCUUUGUUGUGUCCUCUAAAGUCAAACACGAGUACGUGAUUGCAGACUACUCUGUGGAACUCCCUGAAGAAACGGCUAGUCAACACCAAGAGGGAGACGCGUCAUCAGAAGACACGACUCCUCCCAAACUUGUCCUCAAGAAAAUCCCCAAGAGGAGUCUUAAACAGUCCAGUGAACAAACUCCUCCCUGCCUGUCCACUUUGUCUUCCUUUGAGGAAAAUACUAAGGUCACGCAGUAUACCUUUGAACUCGUGGACAAGCAAGGCCUUUUAGACGUAGAAAGUAACACUGAACUCGAGUCAGUUGAAACUCUUCAAGGAGGACCAGCAAAGCCGGCAGCCAGCAGCACAAACUACGACGACGCCAUGCAGUUCCUCAAGAAGAAGCGUUAUCUUCAGGCUGCAAUGGCCAACAACAGUCGGGAUUACAGCCUAAACACGAGCAGCAUUUCUUCUCAGCCUCCUGUUACACAAACCGUGGUGUCAACAGUCAUCGACGAGACUGUCCCCGCCACCAUUCUGGAGCCCCAGCCCAUAAACGCAGAGAUUAAAGCGACGCAUGACAAGAAUGUGUUGCCGGACGAGGUUCUUCAGACGCUGUUGGACCAUUAUUCCAACAAAGCCAAUGGGCAGUCAGACAUUUCCUUCAGUGUGGCUGACACAGAGGUGACAUCAAGCAUAUCCAUUAAUUCCUCUGAUGUUUCAGACAGCAGCCCCGUGGAGAGUCUCGGAGCCUCUAGCGCCCAGGCUCAGCCAGCUAAUGAGAAGGUCAGCCUCUUGCAAGAGUACUCCAAGUUUCUCCAGCAAGCCCUGGAGAGGACCAGCCAGAACGACAGCUACCUGACCAGCCAGAGCCUCAGCUUGGUGUCCGAAAACCCCACCUUAGCUGGACAACCUCUGUUCUCCACUGAGAAACAGUUUCCUUCCCCCAGCAGGUUCAAAUCAGGGAUGAGCUCUCCGCUAAGGUCCACUUUAGAGAAACCUCACUUUGGAUUACUGGUCGGAGACUCCCAGCACUCAUUUUCAUUUUCAGGUGACGAGGCGACCCCUCCCUCUGCAGUGUCCCCAGCUGAGGAGGACUUUCUGGAGCAGGUCUCGCCUUCCAAAAAGACAGACUCCUCACAAGGCAUACUGCAGACUUUUCAAAUAAGCUCCUUCGAUCAGAACUUUAAAUCUCAUUUCCAGGCGGCAAGAUCUGGAUCCUCCUCUCAGUUUACUGUUGCCAAUGGACAAUUAAGUCUUCGAGGACACAGCACAGACUUCUCAGAGUUCCCCUUAGUCAGAGUCACUGAGACCAGGUCUCAAAUGAACUCCUCCCCUGAUGUUUCAUCCAGUGAAACCUUUGGCUGAAGGGAGGGAGGAAGAAUUCAUUUCUGUUUAUAAUUUCAGCAGCACUUUAUCUCAUGUCUCCUGUUUUGCCAAAACAAGCCCCAUUGCAACUUUGUGCUCUUUCUCAAACAGUUUUGUUGUAAAACAUAUUAAUGUUUUCUUGUUUUUUUCAAGUGUAACCUCAUGGAAUGGAAAUACUGAAAAUUGAAAAAUAAUAAUUAGCAUUUCCCCUUUAAGAAAAAAAGAUAUUGUAAUUGUUCAUGGGUAGAUUUCUUCCUCCAGAAUGUACAUUGAGAGAUUAAGUGACCAAAGUGUAAUGCAAGAGAUACAGUGAAAUAUUCUCUCAUACCAUCGCUGUAGAGUUUAUCUUUAAUGUUUUGUCAAUCAGUUUGCCUUGCACAAAAAAUGUCACUCUUGCUGCUUAAUGCAAUGCUUUUUUUCUUCUUUUCUUUUUAAAAGACACAGGCCCCUAUUUAUAUGCCAUUUUGCUCUUACUGCAUCUACCUCCCCUCGCUGUUCAUCUUUAAGUUCACUCCCUAGAGCUGUAAUACCUGAGAUCAGUCUUGGUCUUGUCUGAUUUAUUUAUUAACAUAAUCACUGCGAUUGGAGAUAAUCUAUCCUGCAAAUCACUUGACUCUUCUAAUUUGACUAGUUUUGAUUUGGUCCCAAUCCCUCAAAGUCUCGAUACACUCUGGUCUCGGUUUAGGCGGUCUUCACUACAACACUGCCUAGUACCUUUUUUAUUCCAUCUAUGUAACUCCUGUUAAACUGUCUCCUGAAAUGACGCCAUGGUUAGAUCAUAACAGAUUCUUCACUUUACGUUGAAGUCACUUUACUUUCACCUGAAAUGGGUGUUUCCACAUACGUGUAAUGAAUGCUACAAGAAAGAUGGAAUCGAUUGUAUUUAUUUGAUAUGAAAUCUAUUUUCCAUUGGACAGAUUGCACCUAAUUUGGUUGGUGUGAUGGCCAAAACAAAAACAAAAAAAGAAGAAAUUCUCAAUCGUAAAUUGUUUAAGAUUGUGUGGAUUAAUGUAUUCCCUUUGAAUUUCUUGGCACUUUUUUCCAAAUGUGACUCUAGUGCAGGAUAGCCUGUGUAAUAAGGCUGGGGUGUAUUAGAUUUAAAUCUUUUAAAAAGUCUCCCCCACCUGGAAAAAAGAAAAAAUAAAUCAAUAAAUUGGGCUAUCAAAUAGCUGCACACAUGUAAUGGUUGCAGGAUAAUUCUUAUUUUCCUUCAGAGGUAUAGGUGUAGUGAAAUUACUUAAGAAGAUUGUGCUUAACUUUUGCACAAUUUGCACAUUGUUCACUACAGAGAAUGUAGUUAUGUACUUUGACAGUGAAGGAAUUGCGUUAUACCUUAAAAGGCAACUUUUUGUCAAAUGAGAUUUGCUGAGAAUGACCUGUCGUGUCAGAUUUGGGUUAUUUCGCUUUUUUUCCCCCCUUUCGUCACGUUUUAUAGUACUUUGCACAUUGUUGUGCUUGUUGAAACAUGCUCAUGUUUUGGAGAAACAACAAUGUGAUUAGACCCCCUUGUAUUGAUUGAAAGUCUGCGUUUUAUUAAGGCUACAUUAUGAAAUGAGGAGAUUGGUUUUAUUCAUUUUGCAUCUGUGCCUUUCUUUUUUUUUCCAGGCUUUCCUUUGUUCAUUCCUGUAUAUGUAUUUUUUUCUUUUUUUGGCAGCACUCUAAGGCUACUAAUUCCACUUGCACAAUAACAACAAGAACAUAAGCUAUCAACCUAUUCAGUCUGUAAUACGUUGAGAUCUGGGAGCUUUAUUUAAUUUUGCAUAAUAUUUAGACUUUUUUUUUUUUUUAAUCAAGAAAUAGCACCAAGUUGAAUUCUCAAACUAUCAUCUGUGGUUGGAAGGAAAUGGCGUUUUCACUGACUGUGCUGCAGUGUGUGUAUACGAGUACCGAAUCACGUUUCAGAUAUCUGAAGUUUUGAUAAUGAUCACCGAUUUGCUAGAAUUCAGUAGUAAGCCACGUUCGUCUAGGCCUCGUUAAAAGCGAUUUAAAAAAUGCGAUUGAGUGAGGUUUCUUCUGCGCUUCAUCACACUGUUGAUUGUUUUUCAUGUGUACGUGUGUGUGCGAGGUGCUAUUGUGUAAAACACUGUUUUUAUAUGCGCCAUCCAAAUUAGGUUUGAUAAUUGAUGUUAAGCUCCCUCUUGUUACAAUUCUACUGACAAUCAGGGACAGACGGCACCCACAGUAAUCAUCAUACACUUUAUUUUUUUUCUCGUUGAUCAUUCCCACUAGAAUUUAAGGAACAUAUUCUGCUGUAAAUACAUUGUAUAUUUUUAUGUUCUGAGAAGUACUGUUUGAUCUGUGCGUCUAUAGAGUGACAAGUCUUGUGCAAAGAGACACUUUUUUUGUCAGUGGAAGGCACAUUGAUUUAGUUUCCCAGCAUUUAUCACAUUCGACAAUGAAUCCAUUUCACUCACUGACAAGAUGUGGCUUUCUGAGGCGUGUGUGUUUGUGUGUGUGUGUAUCUCACCACUGUUAUCAGAAGAAAAUCCACACAGUUUUAUUGAUGAUUGGUCAGAGUGAUUUCUUUUUGUAAUUUAAUGCAGAUGAUUGUGCAUUAUGAUGGGAUUUACUGUGUACUGUUGGUAACGAAAAGCCCCCAGAAUAUUCAAGUUCAUGUGGUUUUUAAGUAAUACUCCACCUGAAAUCAUCUUCUUUUUUUUGUUGUAUGAAAUCUGUAACCUCAACAGCUGUGGGUUCAUGUAAACUAAAAUAGAUUUUUGGUGGAGUGUAUCUCAAAAAUACCUUUUGUGGUUGCAAUAUUCCACUAGCUACGCAUUUCAUUGUAAGCAAUUACAGAAAGCACAGCGCGGAUGAAUGACUCAGUAAACUGUAUCCCAUGAAUUAUAUGAGCAGUACUAUUUUUUUUUUUUCCUUUUUCCUUAAUUAACUAUUGUCAGUAACCUGGCCAUAAGUGUCCUUGUAUAAGCUAGAGAAAAAAAAUAUUUGUUUUGUGUAAAAAGAUCUGAAUUAUGAAUUUUUUGAUAAAAACUAUUUUUGAAACAUGUCAUUUAGGCACUGAUAUGUACAGUAUAUCAUAUGCAGUCACUAUUGCUACCCUCAUUUAUCUCUGUACAAGUCGUUCGUGUCAAGAUCUUUCAAACGCAGAUGGGAAUCUCCUUCUCGAGUCCGAACUUUUGACUUUUCAUACUUUUAAAACGAACUUGACGAGGAAGCCCUACUGCUUCACUGUAAGGUUGAUCUCAAGUUAGACGGUAAGGUUUAUUUGCAUGGUCUCUAACUUGUCGGGUCGAGUGAAUUUGUUUUUAUGAAUAAUGUGCAGCUUUAAUUGUAGCUGAUUAAUUUCAGUCAAGUAACCCAUAUGAUUAGAUUUUUGCAAUAUAUUAUGAUUUGUAAACAAUCUGAUUCAAUUGUUGUUUUGAUUGUUGUGUGUCAUGUCCUUAUAAAUAAAAUAAUUCACAGUA